Rhagoletis zephyria (snowberry fruit fly) is the source of this 642-nucleotide messenger RNA. Its product is annotated as protein lifeguard 1-like. Gene Ontology annotation, cellular component: membrane. The record is from RefSeq and is a predicted model, not a curated record. NCBI's taxonomy places the organism in Eukaryota, Metazoa, Arthropoda, Insecta, Diptera, Tephritidae.
AUGUACAACUCAGCGGAGACUGGCACCUACGGCCAGGAUGGCUUCGAUGCCUUCAGCAGCAAAACAGUUCGUCUUGCACUGACACACUUUGCCAAACUUGAAAACACAUGCUCAAUUUUCAUCAUUACAGUGAUGGUGCUCGUGGUCACCAUCAUCAUGCUGACUUGUUGCGAGAACUUUCGACGAAAGACUCCACACAACUACGUGGCACUGAUGGUGUUUACCUUUGCCGAGUCUUUCAUGGUCGGGGUGAUCUCAUCAAUGUACUACUACAAGAUCGUUCUCACGGCUGUACUGAUCACCGCGGUCAUCUGUCUGGCGCUGACCAUUUUCGCGUUCCAAACGAAGAUCGACUUUACCGUCUACAAUGGCUUGCUCUUUGUCCUCCUGAUCGUCCUGAUGCUGUUUGGCUUGAUUGCCUCUUUCUGGCGUGACGGCAUCGUGCAUCUCAUCUACUCUUGUCUGGGAGCCCUCUUGUUCUCUGCUUACCUUGUAGUUGACACCCAAAUGAUCGUGGGCGGAACCCACAAGUUCCAGAUUUCAUCGGAAGAAUACGUUUUCGCCGCGCUGACAUUAUAUUUAGAUGUUAUUAACAUCUUUUUAUAUGUUUUGAGCAUAAUUUCCUCAGCCAACCGUUCUUGA